This is a messenger RNA of Erigeron canadensis, 903 nucleotides long. RefSeq names its product zinc finger MYM-type protein 1-like. The coding region runs from base 1 to 903 and encodes 300 amino acids. NCBI's taxonomy places the organism in Eukaryota, Viridiplantae, Streptophyta, Magnoliopsida, Asterales, Asteraceae. The record is from RefSeq and is a predicted model, not a curated record. The transcript has a single exon.
AUGCGUGGUGAGUUUAAUGGUUUGAAAGCAAAAAUCUUAGAAGAAAAUAAUUCGGCAUAUUAUGUACAUUGUUUUGCUCACCAACUUCAACUGGUGGUUGUAGCGGUUGCAAGAAAUCAUUUGGGCGUAGUGAAUUUCUUUGACAAGUUAUCUACUUUGAUGAAUGUGGUUUUGGCUUCAUGUAAACGAACAGACAUUUUGCGGGAAAAGGAGAAAGAGAGAGUGGCAAAUGAUAUUCAUUGUGGUUUACUUACAACAGGAAGUGGCUUAAACCAAGAGCUUUCUCUAACACGGCCCGGAGAUACAAGAUGGAACUCUCAUUAUAGAACAUUUUUGCGUUUGGAAGUUUUGUUUCCAUCCGUUCUUAGCGUACUUGAUUAUGUUAAAAAGGAAGGAACAAAUGGUUCUACACAGAAUAAGGCAAUUGGUCUCAAACGGUAUUUAAGUUCAUUUGAUUGUAUGUUUCUUUUGCAUUUGAUGUCACACAUUUUAGGGAUCACGGAUGUAUUGUCACGGGCACUUCAAAGAAAAGAUCAAGACAUUUUGGAAGUGGUUUCAAUGGUGAAUUCUACAAAAAGAAAACUUCAAGAGUAUAGGCUUAAUGGGUUUGAGCGACUUUUAGAGAAAGUCUCUUUGUUUUGUGUGAAACAUGGCAUCAAGUUGUUGAAAAUGGAUGAAAUUUAUGUUAAUAAAAGAUGCCAAAGGGACAACAUUACCAAUCGACAUUAUUAUGAGUUUAAAUCUUUCAAUACCAUAUUGGAUUUGAUCAUCAUUGAAUUUGACGAUCGUUUUAGUGAGGCUAGCACCAAAUUACUUGACAAUAUGGCCGCUUUGAAUCCAUGUGCUUCAUUCUCUAACUUUGAUGUAUCAAAGUUAGUAAUCAAAGUUAGUGAAGUUAAGUGA